Molecule: messenger RNA, 393 nt
Organism: Acaulospora colombiana
Lineage: Eukaryota; Fungi; Glomeromycota; Glomeromycetes; Diversisporales; Acaulosporaceae
Source: the annotation of a GenBank genome assembly
AUACACGAGGAUUAUCUCAAUAUGUUUGAGGUCACAGAAGGCAAGCUGAUCGAGGUAACGGAUGAAAAUUGUGAGAAGAUUGAAAGGUUCUUGAAAAAGUAUCGAUCCUAUUCAUUCUACGAGGGAUAUAAUUUGAAGAUAUUGAAAUUGCUGGAGUCGACUCAAAUCAGGAUGGAUCCCAAUAGACAAAACGAUCGCCAAUUGAGAUAUCAGAUGAGACAUCGGAGGAUGUUACAAAGAUUGAGAAGAAGGUAUCAGAGAUUAUCUCAUAAAUUGGAGAUAAAAGCACAUGUUGGAUUACGAGAGCUUCAUGAGUAUGAAUAUGAUUUGGGAGUUAUGCAAAUGAUGUUGCAAGCAUUGCAGAAGGAGUUACAAGAUUUUGAGGAUACAUUG